Messenger RNA from Labrus bergylta (ballan wrasse), 2250 nucleotides. The record is from RefSeq and is a predicted model, not a curated record. NCBI's taxonomy places the organism in Eukaryota, Metazoa, Chordata, Actinopteri, Labriformes, Labridae.
ACGGUAAACCCCUCCGCCACACGGAAGAAAAGGUUGCAGCUAGCUUCACACAGGGAUGUCAAAUGUUGCUGUACGUCGCUUAUUUUUGCAUUUUUUAUCAAAUUUAAAACGCGGAAGGACCGUCUAAUCAUACAUCUGCCUCACACGUCACGUUGCAUGCAUCAAUAUGGCGACCUGCAUUCCCUUUCAAACCCAGUUGUCCUCAAUAAUGGAGGUUUUGGUUAAAGCAGCAGUGUCAGAGAUAUCCAAACUAGUCGAUGACAAAUGUGCGUUUUUGCACCUUGAAAUAUCCCGCAAGCAAAGCGAGAAUGACAUGCUGAAGAGGAAACUGUUAAUGAUGGAGAACAAAAGUGCCCAGUUGCAGCGAGGGUUUGAGAACUACAUGGACCGAGGAAGUGAUGUGGGGGGAAGCUGUCCGCACCCUGCAGGAGAUAUGAAGUUUCCUGAGAUUACAGAUGCCACGGUUUCAUUCACAAUUAAGGAAGAGAGUCCAGAUGAGACGCUGUGGAUCACUGACUCUGCUGGACCUAUGGGUUCUGCUGUUUCAUUCCCUAAUCCAGCCGCUGCUCCAGAGAGCCAGCAGCUAGAAAACGGCCGUCGGUUAAACCCUUCAGAGGUCUCCAGGCGAAAAACAUCCGACUUUGGUGAGUUGUAUAACGCUGGGCAGCUUGCAGGAGACAUCGGUGACCUUCAGUUUAACGUCAAGACGGAGAAGGAGGAGAACCAAUCGGGAUACAGUCGCGACGGAUGCCAGCACAUCGUGGGGAAGCAGAGUCAACUCGCAGCAGAUUUCUCCAUGGACGAACGAGAGAAUCAGCUCUGGUCGUCCAUAAUCGAAGGCGAGGACAUUGACGCAGGUUUUCCUGACUUUUCCAGCGUGGUGGAGGAGUAUUCUCAAACAUUCCCGGACCAUUCUGAUGCUCACCUGGGUUCAAAUAAGUCGGCCGGUGUUCAGCAGCUGUCUGCUCAGAGGCCGUGUAAUGGGAUGUUCAACAGCGAGUAUCAGAAGGACGCUCCGCAGUCGUCCAGUUUUCAGUCCAGACCUCAGGGCGCUCAGCCGCAGAAGGAUCAGAUUUACCCGCAGAGAAACCCGUCGCAUGCUGCACAUCUGAGACAGCCAGAUCAACACUCGGAGAGGGAGGCCUCGGCUGGAGAGAGACAUGUUGUAACUCCAGCGCCAAACACUUUCACAUCGGGCAACUUCCACGCCUCCCACAGACCCCCCUCAGGCAUGGCGCGGGGCUACGUCUGCUCGCAGUGCGGGAAGGCGUUCAGCCGCCUGCACCAGUUCAAGCUACACCAGCAGAGCCACAAGAGGAAGCGCGCAUUCUGGUGCACGGUGUGCGGCAAGAACUUCCAGUGCUCCUCCCACCUCAGCAUUCACUACCGCACGCACACGGGCGAGAAGCCGUUCGGCUGCGGACAGUGCGGGAAGAGGUUCACGCAGCAGAGCAGCCUGAGGGUCCACCAGCGCACACACAGCGGCGAGCGGCCCUACAGCUGCUCGCUGUGCGGGAAAUCCUUCAUCAUGAUGCACCAUUUGAAGCGGCACAGAAUCAUCCACACAUACAGCUGAGGGGGAGGCGCACAGAGAGGCAUACUGCUCAGGUGACACUGAAAACCAAACGAAAGAGACAUUCAGUUGCAGCUUUUCUCUUUUUGGAUUUAUACCUAUGAGGUAUUUCUCACAGACUUUGUAAAUUAUGGCAUAUUUGACUAUGCAAGAUUCCUAGUGGAUGGAUUUGACGCUUUUUUAAAUUACUUGUCUUGUUGUUUUUAUUUAAACUCAAAACUGAACUGAACCCAAAAACAGAAUUCACAAAUAUCAGUAUUUUCAAGACACUUCCUAAGCUAGAAAUCCCAAAAAAAAACAAAGUCUACAAAGUGGAGUCAUAAAAGGAAAAAACAUUCCCACGGAUCCCCUCUUUGUCUUACCUGCAUAUAUACUGACAUUCACUCAUUGAUGCAGUUUGUUUUAGCUUCUCCUGUAGAACCCGGCCUUACUUAUCCCAGCACUGAAGCUGCAGAAGCACAAGAUGCUCUUUAACCCCUUAUGGAUUCUUCACUUGUCAUUCCUAGCCAGCGAAGCACCUCUCAGGACUACAUUUGGUGUUAACAUGAAGAAGAAGAAAAGAAAAAAUAAACAACCUGCCUGCCUUUUGUUCCAAGAUGAAUUUUUUCCAUUAAAUGUUUUCCCAAAAGUCCUUCACCCUUAGGUAUGAUUUAUAAUAAAUGUUUGUUUAAAUUUGA